AUGGGGGAAUCUCUUCCAGAAGAAGCGCCUUUCCCGCUAACUGAAGUCGAUAAAUGGGUUCUUUCGCAAACGGACGAGGAAUUUCACAAGCAUGACUGGCAGGAGCUAAAGGAAAUCAUCGAAACGAACAAUCUAUCAGUUUUGAAGCGCAAACCUUCUGACCUUCGCCGGUAUAUGGCAUGGACAGCCGAAACAAAAGCAGAGUAUGGCUCUAUGACAAACUUCCUACUCGCGAACCGCCUCCCCAAGGAAUGGGGCAGCCCGCCUUUCACGCCCGCUUCUUCCAUCCCAUUCGAGGAUCCCUCAGAUUACCGUGUCCUGAUCAAUGACUGGCCCUACGGCUUGGAUCCAGAAAUUCGGCACAUUGUUGUAUGGUUGCGCACGACUAUUCCAACAGACCCCGAGACUGGUGAUAUGACGCCUGAGAGUAGAGCAUUGGUUCGGUCUUUUGUCAAAAAGACAUUCAUUGAUGCCCUUGGUCCGGAUGGAGAGAAGCGAGUGUUGUGGUUUAAGAAUUGGGUCGCUCUUCAGAGCGUACGCGCUCUAGAACAUGUCCAUAUUUUGGUCCGUAAUGUAGAUGGCGAUACCCUGGAGCGCUGGACAGGAGAGCGUCCAAAGCAAAGCACUUAG
This is a messenger RNA of Fusarium coffeatum, 630 nucleotides long. RefSeq lists its product as uncharacterized. The transcript has 2 exons. Gene Ontology annotation, cellular component: cytoplasm. Gene Ontology annotation, biological process: N-acetylglucosamine metabolic process. The record is from RefSeq and is a predicted model, not a curated record. Bases 1 to 630 code for a protein of 209 amino acids. NCBI's taxonomy places the organism in Eukaryota, Fungi, Ascomycota, Sordariomycetes, Hypocreales, Nectriaceae.